CGCUAUUGUAAUUGUUUGAAAACAUUGAUGAGGUGUCGAUAAUGGCCCGUCACGUAUCGACAGAUGGCUUCGUGAUGCCAUGCGCUGUCAGCGAUCGGACGUUCGAAUGCUCCUACUUACGCGACGAUUCCAACCUUCAUCGGUACAAUGCUCUUUCCAACAACACGCCAAUCAGUUAUCUUUCGAUAGUCGGAGAAUAAACCGACGAUGCCGACGCACUUUCGUUGCUAUCACCACAAUGUUCCGUAUCUUCUGUUUUCUGCUGUGCUGCAACCCGGAUUCUUUUAACCGCCAUACACGACUCUUGGGUAAGCGCGCCGACGGCGAUGUGUCAGGGACAUUGGCUUAAGCUUCGAUACGGAUGGGACUGCAAGCAUCAGCCUCAUCCAUCGGGUAGUUCAUGCGCGUUCUUGCGGCGCUGCGCGCACACUAUACCGAUAGUGGCAACGC
This is a messenger RNA of Paraphaeosphaeria sporulosa, 450 nucleotides long. RefSeq lists its product as uncharacterized. The transcript has a single exon. The coding region runs from base 80 to 349 and encodes 89 amino acids. The record is from RefSeq and is a predicted model, not a curated record. NCBI's taxonomy places the organism in Eukaryota, Fungi, Ascomycota, Dothideomycetes, Pleosporales, Didymosphaeriaceae.